Messenger RNA from Symsagittifera roscoffensis, 1698 nucleotides. Its product is annotated as tyrosyl-DNA phosphodiesterase 1-like. Gene Ontology annotation, cellular component: nucleus. Gene Ontology annotation, biological process: DNA repair. The transcript is spliced from 7 exons. Gene Ontology annotation, molecular function: 3'-tyrosyl-DNA phosphodiesterase activity; double-stranded DNA binding; single-stranded DNA binding. The coding region runs from base 10 to 1527 and encodes 505 amino acids. Lineage: Eukaryota; Metazoa; Xenacoelomorpha; Acoela; Convolutidae. The record is from RefSeq and is a predicted model, not a curated record.
AAUCAAGCAAUGCAAAUUGAGAAGCGAUUGUGUAAAUAUGGAGCCGACUGUUAUAGGCAAAACCCCGCGCACUUUCAAGAGUUCAAACACCCAACAGGGAACACAAAAAAAUUUAAAAGAAGCCUGUGUAAUGAAAAUUCAUCACAAACCGCUAAAAACAUAAAAUUGGAAGACUACGAUUCGCUUAGUUUGAACUUCCAUUUUAAACUGACACGUGUUGAAAGAUUGCCUGAGAAAACCGAUAAUAAAGAUUCGGUAACGCUAGCUGAGCUCUUAAGGCUGCAUUCUUGCUUGCAAUCAUCUGCUCACUUUAAUUACAUGUUUGAUAUUCAAUGGCUCUUGUCUCAUUAUCCAGAGAGUUGCAUUAAUAAACCAUUGCUUAUUAUACAUGGGUUCCAAUCGCGGGAAAAAAGCCAGUUGCAUGAAAUGUGUGUGAAUUACCCCAACAUCUCAUUGGCACAAGCUUCUCUGCCAAUGCCCUAUGGCACACAUCACACGAAGAUGAUGUUACUCCUGUUCAGCGAGGGAUUGCGCGUUGUAAUACACACCGCCAACAUGGUUCCAAAUGACUGGGCUCAAAAGACUCAGGGCGUCUGGACCAGUCCACUUUUACCUCCGCUUGAUGACCAGUCAAGUAGUGCAGAAACUACGAGUUCAUCAACUACAAUCAAUUCUGAAUCGAGAAAUAGAUUUCAACACGACUUGCUAGAUUAUUUGCGGGCAUACAAAUUGAAUUCUUUGAAUAGCUGGAUUGAAACUGUAAAAAGCCACGAUUGUUCGGCUGUGAAGGUGCGAUUGGUCGGGUCAGUUCCAGGCAGAUUUUCAGGUGAUUCCAUUCAAAAAUGGGGACACAUGAGGUUGAGAAAUCUCUUAGAGCAGAAUAAGGGGCAUAUAUCGACGGAGAAGACUGACUCAAUGUCAGUGGUGGCCCAGUUCAGCUCGAUCGGGUCUCUGGGUGCCUCUGCGGACAAGUGGCUCACCUCCGAAUUCCUCCAUAGUCUCUCUUCCCCCCGCCUGUCGCCUCAAAGAGGAUCGAGUCAAAGGGCAGAGUUGAAGCUGGUGUUUCCUUCUGUGGAUGAUGUCAGAUGCAGUCUAGAAGGAUAUGCAGGCGGAACAUGUCUACCCUACAGUUCACAGGUGGCUAAUAAGCAGCCGUGGCUCACUUCUUUCAUGCACAGGUGGAUGAGUGUGAGGAGAGGGCGGUCCAGAGCAUGUCCUCACAUCAAAACAUACGCUGCCAUCUCUAGUGACAAUCAACACCUGAAGUGGCUUCUGCUCACGAGUGCCAAUUUAUCGAAGGCGGCAUGGGGUUUGCUGGAGAAAAACGGAUCCCAACUGAUGAUCAGAUCAUACGAACUUGGAGUGCUCUUCACUCCACAAGAGAGCGACCAGAAAAUGAGCACGAGCUUGUUGCCAUUUGACUAUCCCUUGCAAAAGUACUCACCAAACGAUAAACCAUGGAUUGUGAAUGAGAACCACGAUACGUUGCCCGACUCACAUGGAAAUAUUUGGUGUCCUAACUCUUGAGUUGAUUUGAAAACGAGAAAAUCUGGAUUUUGAACCAGUUUAUGCGAAUAAUUGAGAAGAUUGAGAAACCCAAAGAUCAGAAUUAGGUGUAAACUUGUCAACUCAACAAUUUUUACUCAUUCUAUAUUUUAACUGAUUAAAUAACUGCAAUAAAGCUCUGUUUUUUUUCUG